UUGUGACGCCGCCCGCUGAGUCUUGUGACGCGGCUGCGCGCGGGCAAGGGGAGGGGCCGCCCCGCAGGCGGCCCGCCCUCUUCCGCCGCCGCCGUGGGAAUGGAAACAUCUUCCCCACGUGCCGGAAGCCAGCCGGCGCCGACGGCGGCGCGCUACUCUGCGUCCUGCCGCGCGGAGCCCCCGCGGGUGUCAUCGCGAGACCAGCUCGCCGAAAUGGCCGCAGCCAGUCAAGGAAACUUUGAGGGGAAUUUUGAGUCACUGGACCUUGCAGAACUGGCUAAAAAGCAGCCAUGGUGGCGCAAGCUGUUUGGGCAGGAAUCUGGGCCUUCAGCCGAAAAGUAUAGCGUGGCAACCCAGCUGUUAAUUGGAGGUGUCACUGGCUGGUGCACGGGUUUCAUAUUCCAGAAGGUUGGAAAGUUGGCUGCAACAGCUGUGGGAGGUGGAUUUUUUCUCCUGCAGCUUGCAAACCAUACUGGGUACAUCAAAGUUGACUGGCAGCGAGUGGAGAAGGACAUGAAGAAGGCCAAGGAGCAGCUGAAGAUCCGUAAGAGCAACCAGAUACCGACGGAGGUCAAGAGCAAAGCAGAAGAGGUGGUGUCCUUUGUGAAGAAGAACGUCCUGGUGACGGGGGGGUUCUUCGGAGGCUUUCUGCUUGGCAUGGCGUCCUAGAGCGACGACUUCGUGGCCGUCCUUCCCGGCUUUUCCGACGGCAGCCGCUCCGCUCCAGGACAGGACGCCGAGCCUGUCCCUCUCCUCCCCGCCGGGCGUGUCCGAGUGGCUUCUGCAGGCGUCUGUGGCUCCGAGGUGACCCGGCCCGCCGGGAGCUCGCUGGCGGCGAAGACACGGAGGCGGUAGCGCCCCUCCCCCUGAGUACCGCGCGGCGAGAGUCCUCCCUGCUCCGCAAGGCACCCCCGGGCGAGAGGGCGCCCCGCGCGCCGCCCUGAGGGCCCCCUGCGAGUGGGCGCCCGGCUUGCUUGGGAAAAGGAAGAAGCAGCGUGUGCGCUAUAGCCGAUGCUGUGCUGCAGGGAAGGGAACUGAAUACACUUGCCUUGAAGCAUGAAA
Messenger RNA from Phacochoerus africanus (Common warthog), 1062 nucleotides. It is a transcript of the gene FUNDC2, whose product is annotated as FUN14 domain containing 2. The record is from RefSeq and is a predicted model, not a curated record. The transcript is spliced from 5 exons. NCBI's taxonomy places the organism in Eukaryota, Metazoa, Chordata, Mammalia, Artiodactyla, Suidae. Bases 100 to 669 code for a protein of 189 amino acids. Gene Ontology annotation, cellular component: mitochondrial outer membrane. Gene Ontology annotation, biological process: autophagy of mitochondrion.